AUGGAUGUCGUAAACAAAACGUCUCUACAGGGUAUGAACAUGAAGGUCGUCGUUCAUCCAAUCGUUCUUUUAUCUGUUGUCGACCAUUACAACAGGUCCGCCCAGGGCACUUCCCGUAGAGUCGUCGGAACAAUUUUGGGAGAAUACAUAAGCGGAGAACUGCACAUCACCAAUUCCUACGCCAUACCCUUUGAGGAAGACGUUAAAAAUCCUCUCGUUUGGUACUUUGAUCACAACUACCAUGAAACCAUGUUUAAAAUGUUCAGAAAGAUUAAUGCCAAGGAGAAGGUCCUUGGCUGGUAUAGCACCGGUCCCAAGUGUAAACUGGCCGACUUAGAAAUCCACGAGCUUUAUCGAAAAUACUGCCCACAUCCCGUAUACAUAGUCGUUGACAUAACAGAGAAAGAGGAGCUUCCCAUUGAGGCUUACAUUUCCGUCGAGGAACCCACUAACGAUUCCAGGUUCAGGCGCACUUUCGUUCACGUUCCCCUUUCCGUCGGCUCCUUUGAGGCCGAGGAAGUUGGCUUGGAACACCUGCUGAGGGAUCUGACCAAUGCAACCACUUCGACCCUGUCAAAAAAGGUUGAAAGUAAGAUGAGUGCCCUGAGGACCUUGGUGUCCAAGUUAACUGAGAUUGUUGAGUAUUUGGGCGGUUUAAUUUCCGGCACCUAUUCGAUUAACACGUCCAUUAUAUACAUGCUACAGGACAUUUUUAACAUGUUUCCUUCUAUGGACGACGAGGAGCUCAUUGAGGCCUUUGCGAUUAACAUGAACGACACUACGAUGACUUCGUACCUCGGCAGCAUCAUCCGGGCCAUGAUUGCGCUUCACAACCUGAUUAACAACAUGGAGGAGAACAAGAGACGAUCGCAGUUGAAAUUGGCUUCCUCGGCCGCUCCCACGCCCACUGCUGGCACCAGCACUUAA
This is a messenger RNA of Theileria orientalis strain Shintoku, 927 nucleotides long. RefSeq names its product 26S proteasome regulatory subunit. Lineage: Eukaryota; Apicomplexa; Aconoidasida; Piroplasmida; Theileriidae. The record is from RefSeq and is a predicted model, not a curated record. Bases 1 to 927 code for a protein of 308 amino acids. Gene Ontology annotation, biological process: proteasome-mediated ubiquitin-dependent protein catabolic process. Gene Ontology annotation, molecular function: metallopeptidase activity; protein binding. The transcript has 6 exons. Gene Ontology annotation, cellular component: proteasome regulatory particle; proteasome complex.